AGAAUGGGUUCAGAAUUUUUAGGAAAAAGAAUGGGCUCGGAAUUUUUGGGCAAGAGAUCGUAUGAAGAUGAUGACACAAUGGAUGAUUUACCUUACAAAAGAAUGGGCUCAGAAUUUUUGGGUAAACGAUUAGAUGAUAUCAGUGACGAAGAGCAAAGCCAGGAAGACUCUAUCUUCCAUUCCAAUCGUUCUCAAUCAUCUGAACAUCAGAAAAGAAUGGGGUCAGAAUUUCUUGGCAGAAAAAGGAGAGAUGUCGAAUUUGAACGGAAGUGGAAUUCUGGAGCGUAGGAAUGAGAAACAGCACAAGCAGCUGAAGCGAUGUGUAUUCUUUCUCGCUGAAAAAGAUCCAGAAGAUACCUACUCGCCAGAAUGGAUGUCGGAACGCAAUGAAAAGCGUCUAUCGGAAUUUUUAGGAGGACCAGGAAAAAGAGUAUCCGAAUUUCUGGGUGGACCUGGAAAGCGAAUGUCUGAAUUCCUUGGUGGACCCGGAAAACGUGUCUCAGAAUUCCUUGGAGGUCCUGGAAAGAGAGUUUCCGAAUUUCUAGGAGGUCCAGGAAAAAGACAUGCUGCUGGAAACGCCAUGCACGACGUCCUUCAAAAAAGAGUGUCCGAGUUCCUUGGGGGACCAGGGAAAAGAUCUGACUACUAUGAUUUUCUUGAAAACUCCGAUAGAAGAUAAUUCAUAAAUUUAAUGUUUUGAAAGCCUAUAGAAGAGUUUCUUUUGAGGUUUGCUUAGUGGAUAGCGAUUGGAUAACUUCUGGAUUUUUUGAUGCCAAGAUUUAUAUUUGUGUUUCCUUUUUCUUUGACUUGAACUUUAUCUGCCAGAAAAAAUAUGUUAAUGAAAAAAAUGUUAACAAAAUAUAUUGUUUUCCCUAAUGUUUGUAAUUAUAAAAAUACACAAUGGAAUAAAAAAUAUGCAAUGUGAAUAUCUGAAUGUUGUAUCGUGUUAUGUAAGAAAAUAUUUUAAAAUAUACAAAAAAAAAUCUUGUGGAUAUUCAACCUAUAAAUAAAAUUUUUC
Parasteatoda tepidariorum (common house spider) is the source of this 1018-nucleotide messenger RNA. RefSeq lists its product as uncharacterized. NCBI's taxonomy places the organism in Eukaryota, Metazoa, Arthropoda, Arachnida, Araneae, Theridiidae. The record is from RefSeq and is a predicted model, not a curated record.